Molecule: messenger RNA, 1629 nt
Organism: Solanum tuberosum (potato)
Lineage: Eukaryota; Viridiplantae; Streptophyta; Magnoliopsida; Solanales; Solanaceae
Source: RefSeq, a predicted model, not a curated record
GGACAAAAUAUCAGGCCACAGAUACAAACAGCUUUAUCUAUGAUAUCAUUACCGACGUUUCUCUUCUUGCUUCCCUUUCAUAGUAAUAAUUCCACUCAUCCUUCUUCUCUCUUUUUCCAAUAAAUCCCAAAAUAUAUAUCUUUUUUUGUUUAAUUUUUUUCUGCUUAUGUGUUUAGAGUUUUCAGUAUUUCUGCAGAAAGUUAUGUUGUUUCAGAUCCCAAUAUAAAUUUAAGCUUCGAAUAGUAAAAUCACUGAGUGGCUUUAUGAUUUUCUUCAUCAAAAAUAUACAUCAAAUCAGAAGAAAAUAGUACAUAAAAGAUUCUCUUUUUUUUCUCUUUCACCAGUGUUGCUGCUGCUGGAUAGAAGAAGAAAAAAACAAAAUUGACACAGAUUUAUAUUUGUGAAGAUUAACAAAAGAAAAUAAUAUGCAACAAGAACAAAGAGGACUAGGGCUAAUGGGUUCUAGUAGUACUACUGGUUUAGGUGGCGGUGAUAUUUCAUCUAUGAUGAUUUCUUCGGAGGAUCAUCAUAAUCGGAAUUUGAAUCAUCAAAAUCAAUUGAAAGGUGAAAUUGCUACACAUCCUUUGUAUGAACAGCUACUUUCAGCACAUGUAGCAUGUCUUCGUGUAGCUACGCCGAUUGAUCAGUUGCCAUUAAUUGAUGCUCAGCUCUCGCAAUCUCAUCAUUUAUUGAGAUCUUAUGCUUCUUCUCAACAGCAGCAGCAGCAACAACAUCAUUCGCUUUCUCAUCAUGAAAGACAAGAGCUCGAUAAUUUCUUGGCACAGUAUUUGUUAGUUUUGUGUUCGUUUAAAGAACAGCUUCAGCAGCAUGUCAGAGUCCAUGCUGUUGAAGCUGUUAUGGCCUGCCGUGAAAUUGAGCAAAAUUUACAGCUUCUUACAGGAGCAACCCUUGGAGAGGGAACAGGUGCUACAAUGUCUGAUGAUGAAGAUGAACUACAAAUGGAUUUUUCAUUAGAUGUAUCUGGAGGUGAUGCACAUGACUUAAUGGGAAUGGGAUUUGGUCUUCCUACUGAAUCUGAAAGGUCUUUAAUGGAGAGGGUCAGACAAGAACUCAAAAUUGAGCUCAAACAGGGAUUUAGAUCAAGAAUUGAAGAUGUGAGGGAGGAGAUAUUGAGAAAGAGAAGGGCAGGAAAGUUGCCUGGUGACACCACUACUGUUCUAAAGAAUUGGUGGCAACAACACUCAAAAUGGCCUUAUCCAACUGAGGAUGAUAAGGCAAAACUUGUGGAGGAAACAGGAUUACAGCUGAAGCAAAUCAAUAACUGGUUCAUCAAUCAAAGAAAGCGCAAUUGGCAUAGCAACUCACAGUCUGUGACAUCUCUAAAGUCCAAACGCAAGAGAUAAAAAAACAAACGUCAAAAUCAAGCAACAGAUAUAUAGGUAUCAUGAUGGUGAUAUGAAGAAUUCUGAACUGUCAAUUGUGAUCUCUAUGACAUGGGGAAAAUGUUAGGUAAUUCGCGUAGUUUAGGACGGAUUGUAAUAUAUGGUACUCAGAAUUGGUAAACAUAUAUGGUAGAUUUGUGUUUUCAGUAUACAAACUAACUGUACUUUUGAGCUAUGGAGUAUUGACACUUUUUCUUGUAAUGCUGGUAAUUGCUUAGUAUUUCAA